Molecule: messenger RNA, 2565 nt
Organism: Leucoraja erinaceus (little skate)
Lineage: Eukaryota; Metazoa; Chordata; Chondrichthyes; Rajiformes; Rajidae
Gene: banp
Product: BTG3 associated nuclear protein
Exons: 13
Coding region: 181-1791 (536 amino acids)
Biological process (GO): protein localization to nucleus; negative regulation of protein catabolic process
Molecular function (GO): DNA binding
Source: RefSeq, a predicted model, not a curated record
GCUGCCCCCGCGCGCGCACGCGUGCCGGCCAGUCAGUCAGCCGGCCGGCCGCCAUCUUUGUUCCCCGCGGCCGCUGGUGUGCCGGAGCGCUUCUCUCGCGAGGAAGGGGCCGCCAUUAUCGGCUUUUAACAAGCAAGAAACGAGAAGUGAACGAUCACGUAGAACCUGGAUGACAUCUAGAUGAUGUCAGGACAAGAUUUGACAGACGUGGUUCAAAUUGUUGUUGAUGAUUUUACACCUGAUCAAGCAGAAGUUUUGGAGAACCAUCAGCCUGAGGAUGGAGCUGUACAACCGCCUCUUAAACGUCCACAUCUCGAAAUUUCAAAUGGACAGUCUGUCCCAGAUGGCACGAUAAAGUCUGUUCUCUUUGACAUUAAUCAGGCAAUUUGUUUGCGGCUUGAUAACAUUGAAGCCAAAAUUCAGGCUGUUGAAGCAACUUGUAAAGCUAUUGAAGAAAAGAUAGAUUUGGCUCUUAAUAAACAAAAUAGUCCUAUCCAGGUUCCAAUGGUGGCAGGAUCGCCACUGGGAGCUACACAGACAUGGAACAAAGUGCGCAGCACUGUUCCACAAACGACCGUAAUAUUAAAUAGUGAUUGUCAGAACCCACUCGUUUCCAAGGUUUCUGCUCAAGAAGAAAGUAUACUCAGAGGAACAGAUACCCUGGAUAAUAUUCUCAGCAAUUCUCUGCCAGGGAGGAGACAGAACACAAUAAUUGUGAAGAUUCCAGGCCUCGAAGAUAGCCAUACGGAAGAUGUAGAAAGUGGAUCUGAAACAAGUGAUACUGUCUCCAAUAGUGGUCAAUCAGGAGGUCAGAAUCUGGCACCAAAUGUCACACUUAUCACAUUGAACUCUGAAGAGGAUUUCCCAAAUGGAACAUGGUUAGGUGAUGAGAACAACCCCGAGAUGCGAGUCAGAUGUCCUAUCACUCCUGCUGAUAUGCAACAUGUUGCCACAAACUGCAGAACGGCCGAAAAAGUGGCAUUGACACUUUUGGAUUAUCUGUUCCAUCGUGAGAUACAGGCUGUGUCCAAUCUCUCAGGGCAAGGAAAACAUGGCAAAAAGCAGCUGGAUCCUUUAAUGAUUUACGGAAUUAGAUGUCAUCUUUUUCAUAAAUUUGGAAUCACUGAAUCGGAUUGGUACCGAAUAAAACAGAGCAUAGACUCUAAAUGUCGAACUGCAUGGCGCAGAAAACAGCGUGGACAAAGCUUGGCGGUGAAAGGUUUUGCCCGAAGGACGCCCUCAUCUUCGGUCAUGAGCGGAUCAGAAGGGGGAAUGCAAGGGUCAGUGCCAUCAUCAGGAGAUUCACAGCAAAACCAGGCCCAAACACUACACUAUGCAUUGGCAAAUGCUCAGCAAGUUCACAUCCAUCGCAUCGGAGAGGAUGGACAAGUUCAACAAGUAGCUGUACAGGGGCACCUGCAUAUCGCACAGGUACCACAGGGAGAACAAGUACAAAUCACUCAGGAUAGUGAGGGCAAUCUUCAAAUACAUCAGGUCCAUGUUAGUCAAGAUGGCCAGGUGUUGCAAGGUGCACAGUUAAUUGCAGUGGCUUCUGCUGACCAUCCAACCAGUGGAGUUGAUGGAUCGCCACUGCAGGGAAGUGACAUUCAGGUGCAAUAUGUACAGCUUGCUCCAGUAACAGACCACACCACACCAGCUCAAGAAACAGAAGCUCUUGCCGCCACAAUUCAGCCUGAAAUACAAAUUGAACAUGGAGCAAUGCAAAGUCAACAAGGAGAGAUUGGAGAAGCUGUUCAAAUCCAGAUGCCAGUUAACUCUGUCAGUAGUUAAAAAUAACCAAUCGGAACUCUAAAGGAGAGAACAAAGACAGUCUGCAUAAAAAACAAACAGCAGCCCUGAAUCAGCAGGUUUACACCACAAAGCAGCCAAGCCUGAAGCCCAUCACAUUACAAAAGAAUAAAGUAUUUUGUGCCCUGUUGAGAAGCAUAAACAGACUUCCAAUCAUUUGACGAAUUUGUUUUCUGUAUGAAAAUACAUCUAACUGUUUUGGAUAUUGGGAUCAGCUAUUAACCAUGUACAAAACAAGAACAUUUAUUGUAACUGGACAAUACCAUGUUAGCUUUUAAUACUCAUUGUAUUUUCAAGGGGUUGGUACAACUAUAGUUUUUGUCAUCACUGCUACGGAACUUUUCAGUCUGAAAUACUGAAUGACACUGAACUUUUGAAGAGAUAUUUAUGAAUUGUAUACAUUAUAUCCAGAAUUCAGGGAAUUGAUUUAGUUGGUAUCAUUUGCAGUUGCAGACACUUAAGGCAGAACCAAAUAGAUUUGUUUUUGUAACUUCUUUUGUUCAGACAAUAUGGCAGAUAAUUAAGGAAAUUAAUUUCAAUUAUUAUGAAAAAAUAGCCAAGUGUAAGCAGUCCUUUCUACCUUCAGUGAAAACAAUGUACUGCUUAUUUUGAGUGUCUCAGCUAGGUAUUACUUUCAGCCUAUUUUGUUAGGAAAAUGGCAAAUGCUGUUUUUACAAUAUUCUGCAAUCUGACUAAAUGACAGUUGUGCUAUAGAAACAUUUGUGUAAAAAUAUCAAUUAAAUUAAUCAAAACUCA